This is a messenger RNA of Micromonas pusilla CCMP1545, 1984 nucleotides long. RefSeq lists its product as uncharacterized. The transcript has 3 exons. The record is from RefSeq and is a predicted model, not a curated record. NCBI's taxonomy places the organism in Eukaryota, Viridiplantae, Chlorophyta, Mamiellophyceae, Mamiellales, Mamiellaceae. The coding region runs from base 227 to 1984 and encodes 585 amino acids. Gene Ontology annotation, molecular function: cysteine-type deubiquitinase activity. Gene Ontology annotation, biological process: protein deubiquitination.
GACGUGUGAGCAGGGUGCCCGCCUUAUACAGACAGACCUAGCUUAUCGUCGUAAAGGGAACCUGCAACUACGCCGGGCAGACUCGGAGAAAACAUUCGCCGCCCUCCCGCCCGCCGCGCGAAAGGUCCAUUCCAAUAAAUCUCUCGCCGUCGCGUCGCACAUAUCGCCGGCCGCGCGACGACGACCGGGGGCGCCGCCGCGGUUCUGAGCGUCGUCCGCGCGCGAGAUGACGGGCACGGCGACGACCCCGCCCGCGGUCGCGUCCGGGAAGAAGACCCGAGGCCCGAAGCCGAAGCCGCGGCAGCUCGGGCAGUGCUCGCAUCUGAAAACUUUCCUCGCGCACGGCGGCACGAGGGUGUUCGCGCCGCUCGCGCGGUGCUGCCUCGCCGCGAAGUUCCCAGGGCAGAUGCCGAAGACGAGGAUGGACGCGACGAUGGCGUGCCUCGGCUGCGCGAAGCUCUGCACGCGCGCGCAAGCCCCCGCGCACAUGAAAUCCCAACCCCCGCCGCCCGCGGGGUCCACGAACACCGUCAACGCGCACUGCGUGUACGCCGACGUCGAGCGCGCCGAGUUGUUUUGCGCCGCGUGCUCCACCUACGUGUACGCGUUGGAGUUCGACAAGACCGUGAACGGCGUCGCCGCGGUCGCGACCGGCGUGGGCGCGACGACGGGCGGCGCCGAGAAGAGAGCCGCCGGCGACGGCGACGGCGACGCGAUCGCGGGCGAGGAAGGCGGGAGCAAUAAGAAACGGAAGAAGACGACGCCGCGGACGCAGCUCGCGAAGAUGGACGUGCACGCGGCGGGGGGCGCGCCGCUCGCGUCCGUGAACGCGCACGGCGUCCCGAGAGGGCUCAGAGGGUUCGCGAACUUAGGGAACACGUGCUUCUUGAGCACGGUCAUGCAGGCGGUCGUGCGAGCGCCGAACGUCGGCGGGUUUUUCCUGAGGGACGGGCACAACCGACACGCGUGCGGGAGAGAACGCGCCGAGCGAUGGACUGCCGCAGCGAGCGCGGAGGACGAGCACUGCCUCGCGUGCGAGCUCGACGGCCUCGUCGGCGAGGCGUACAGCGGCAGCGGCGAGCCGAUCGUCCCGAGCGCGUUUUUGCACUCGUGCGAGGGCGCGGCGGCGAAGGCGGAGACCGGCGCCGGCGCCGGCGCCGGGGGCUCGGGCGAGAUCUCCGCGGCGCCGCCGAAAUCGCCCGACGAGAACGGCGGCGCGAAUCCGCAGGCGCCGCCCGCGAGGUCGGAAUACUGCGAGUGCGUCUUGCAUCGCGCGUUCGCGGGGUCGCUGCGAUCGGACGUGACGUGCAAGCGGUGCGGGCACACGUCCACGGUGAACGACCCGACCGUGGGCCUGUCGCUGGACGUCCCGGUGCCUCUCGGCGCGGACGGGCGACGCGGCGGGAAAGGCCGCGGCGGCGGCAGCGGCGGCGGGCCCGGGAUAACCCUGGAAGGGUGCUUAAGACAGUUCGCGCGGCCGGAGACGCUCUCGAUCGACGGCGACGUGUUUCCGUGCGCGCGCUGCGGCGACACCGCGACGCCGAAGAUGAAGCAGAUGGCGAUCCGACGCCUGCCGCCGACGCUCGCGUUGCACUUGAAACGCUUCGAGCACGGCGGCGCGAAGAAACAAAACGCGCACGGCGACGGCGGCGGUUCGAAGAUCGAAUCGCACGUCUCGUUCCCGUUCGUCUUGCCCAUGCGCGCCUACUGCGCGUCGACCGCGAUCCGGGAGCGGUACGGGAACAGGCUGACGCCGAUGAGCGACGGCGGCGGCGCGGACGACCCAAAAAAUUACGACCUCUUCGCCGUCGUCGUGCACUCGGGGCAGGGCAGCGACAGCGGGCAUUACAUCGCGUACGUGCAGUGGCAGGGCGCGUGGUUCCGGUGCGACGAUCAUCAGGUCACGCGCGCGGACCCGAUCACGGUCGCGACCGCGCAGGCGUACUUGUUGUUUUACCAAGCCCGGCCGCCGCCGCCGCCGUAG